ACGUGUAGGCGGUGACGUCUAAAAACCGGAUGACGUCAUAGUCCCGCGACAAGCGACGAAUCAGGAAGACGAAGAAAAUGGCUGCAAGGUUACUGCUCCGCUCGGCCUUCAGAGCCGCAGCGACCCACCGGGCGGCCGCGGUGCCCGCUGUGAGCCGCGGCAUGGCGGCUGGAGGGAUUCCUACAGAUGAGGAGCAAGCUACCGGGCUGGAGAAGGUCAUCAUGAAGGCCAUGAAGGAGGGAACGGACCCCUACAACAUGAUGAAGCCCAAGGAGUACGCCGGCUCCAAGGCCGACCCCCACCUGGUCCCCUCCAUCACCAACAAGAGGAUUGUGGGAUGCAUCUGUGAAGAAGACAACACGGCCGUGGUCUGGUUCUGGCUCCAGGAGGGUGAGGCCCAGCGCUGCCCGUCCUGUGGUUCCCACUACAAACUUGUGGCCCACGAGCUCCCCCACUAACUCCUCCAGCUCUGUUCUAAUGGAGCUGUAUUCCACAGCUGUGUCUUUGCUUCUCUCACAAAUUCCUCCGACCAUCAGAACGAGGAGAAGAAACAUCGCUCUUCAUCCUUCAGUCCGCAGGAGGUUCCUUUUGGUCCGUCUACUUCCUGGAGCUGUGAGACCUCGUCUGAUUGGUCCUUGUUCUGUCAUGAACCCGCUGACCUCAUCAGUCUUUACAUGUUAGCAAGUUACACAGGGACCACAUGUGGUUUCUUGAAACCCUUUCUAUUCAGUUUACAUUGACUCCUGUACUGUACAAUGUUCUACUCUGUUCACUGACUUCCUGUUUGUUCAACCAAUAAAGUCUCAUGAAACAUUC
This is a messenger RNA of Cyclopterus lumpus (lumpfish), 816 nucleotides long. RefSeq lists its product as uncharacterized. The transcript is spliced from 4 exons. Lineage: Eukaryota; Metazoa; Chordata; Actinopteri; Perciformes; Cyclopteridae. Gene Ontology annotation, biological process: mitochondrial electron transport, cytochrome c to oxygen. Gene Ontology annotation, cellular component: mitochondrial envelope. The record is from RefSeq and is a predicted model, not a curated record. Bases 78 to 458 code for a protein of 126 amino acids.